ACCAUAUAAGCAUCAUCCCUCUCUCGUUUUCUGUCUCUCAGCUAGCUACCUCUGAUCUUUUCUUCAUACCAUGGCUCUCUCCAAGACUGCACUAGACACUGAUGUUUCCGUCCACUCGACCUUCGCAUCUCGAUAUGUUCGAGCCUCGCUUCCAAGGUUCAGAAUACCAGAGAGUUCGAUCCCAAAAGAGGCAGCCUACCAGAUCAUAAACGAUGAGCUCAUGCUGGAUGGAAACCCUAGGCUGAACCUGGCGUCUUUUGUGACCACAUGGAUGGAGCCUGAGUGCGACAAGCUCAUCAUGGCUUCUGUUAACAAGAACUAUGUUGACAUGGAUGAGUAUCCUGUCACCACUGAAUUACAGAAUCGAUGUGUUAACAUGAUAGCACAUCUCUUCAAUGCCCCACUUGGAGAAUCAGAGACUGCAGUUGGAGUAGGAACUGUGGGAUCCUCAGAGGCAAUCAUGUUGGCAGGUUUAGCAUUCAAAAGAAAAUGGCAGAACAAGAGAAAAGCUGAGGGAAAGCCCUGUGAUCAACCCAACAUCGUCACCGGGGCCAAUGUUCAGGUUUGCUGGGAGAAAUUUGCGAGGUAUUUUGAAGUGGAGUUGAAAGAAGUGAAGCUAAGAGAAGGCUAUUAUGUGAUGGACCCUGAAAAGGCUGUGGAAAUGGUGGAUGAGAACACAAUCUGUGUUGCUGCUAUCCUUGGCUCCACUCUCAAUGGAGAGUUUGAAGAUGUCAAACUCUUGAAUGAUCUAUUAACUAAGAAGAACAAGGAAACGGGAUGGGAUACACCAAUCCAUGUGGACGCAGCAAGUGGAGGAUUCAUAGCACCUUUCCUAUACCCUGAUCUCGAAUGGGAUUUUCGGUUGCCAUUGGUGAAGAGCAUCAAUGUUAGUGGACACAAAUAUGGACUAGUUUAUGCUGGAAUUGGUUGGGUCAUUUGGAGGAGCAAAGAGGACUUGCCUGAAGAGCUUAUCUUCCAUAUCAAUUAUCUCGGAGCUGAUCAGCCCACUUUCACCCUUAACUUCUCUAAAGGUUCUAGUCAAGUCAUUGCCCAGUACUAUGAACUGAUUCGUUUGGGUUAUGAGGGAUACAAGAAUGUUAUGGAGAAUUGUAGAGACAACAUGCUCGUGCUCAAAGAAGGAUUGGAGCUGACAGGCAGGUUCGACAUUAUCUCUAAAGACAUUGGAGUACCAUUGGUAGCCUUUUCUUUGAAGGACAGUAGCACCCACAAUGAGUUCGAGGUAUCCGACAUGCUAAGGCGGUUUGGUUGGAUUGUGCCUGCGUACACCAUGCCUCCUGAUGCUCAACAUAUUACCGUGUUGCGCGUCGUUAUACGAGAAGACUUCUCACGAACACUAGCCGAACGGCUUGUCAAAGAUAUCCAGAAAGUUAUCCAUGAGCUUGAGACCGUACCAUGCAAAGUUUGUGCUAGGAUUUCGAUUUCUGGUGAUGGUGAUAAUGAACAGCAUGGUGCUGUGGUUGUGAAGAAAACUGCUCUAGAGACCCAGAGGGAGAUAACUACAAUUUGGAGGAAGUUUGUCAUGGAAAAGAAGAAGAUGAAUGGUGUUUGCUAAAGAUUUUUCUCACUUCUUCAAUUAUCUCCCAAAAGAGUAUGAACCCUAGUCGCAUUUGGAAAUGCCGGUGUGGUUGUCACUACAUUCGCGUUGCAAACCAAAAGCAUUAUUUUAAUACUUUUGAUUUGAAAACGCGAAUAAUAUUUUUCAAGUUGCAAUAUUUUCUAUUCCUGGAAUUUGUUAAAAUUCUACUUAUUAUAUGAUAAUAAUAUA
Messenger RNA from Populus euphratica (Euphrates poplar), 1786 nucleotides. RefSeq names its product glutamate decarboxylase 1-like. Gene Ontology annotation, molecular function: pyridoxal phosphate binding; glutamate decarboxylase activity. Lineage: Eukaryota; Viridiplantae; Streptophyta; Magnoliopsida; Malpighiales; Salicaceae. The transcript has 7 exons. Bases 71 to 1573 code for a protein of 500 amino acids. The record is from RefSeq and is a predicted model, not a curated record. Gene Ontology annotation, biological process: L-glutamate catabolic process. Gene Ontology annotation, cellular component: cytosol.